AUGGGCCAGUCGCUCCCACCCCGCCGCCCCCUGAGCCCUCCACCCCUUUGGCACCCGGCGGCCCUGGGGCGGGUGGUGGCGGGGGACGGUCCCGUCUGUCACCUCCUGGAGUCGGUGGCUGGGGACACGGCCAAGGCCGUGGACAAGGAGCUGCAGCUGGGGGAGGUGACACUGGCAGUGGUGACCUUCCUGACCAACGUGGUGGUGGAGGAGCUGCUGCAGGAGCUGCACUGCAUCCACUGCACCCUGGCCCAGCACAUGGAUGGGACCCCAGAGGAAUCGGGGGUUGUCCCCCCCACCACAGGGAGAACCCCUCAAAAGCACUAGCGAGGAGCUGGGCAC
Molecule: messenger RNA, 342 nt
Organism: Aquila chrysaetos chrysaetos
Lineage: Eukaryota; Metazoa; Chordata; Aves; Accipitriformes; Accipitridae
Product: capping protein, Arp2/3 and myosin-I linker protein 3-like
Exons: 5
Coding region: 1-327 (108 amino acids)
Source: RefSeq, a predicted model, not a curated record